AGUGACAUCAGCAAACGUUAGCAACAGAGGUACAAACGAGUCAAUUGCCCGCCGCGGAACAAAAACGCUACUUUUUGAAGAGACUUUUUUCACAUUAUGGCUGCCCAAUCAUUGACUAAACAAGCACUUCGAACUGCCCUGCGGCGGUCUCAGCCGUACGUACACACGCGGCCCUACAGCAGGAUACGGCCAUGCCUUGGCCGCGACCACUUACGGAUACCGUCUCUAUACUUCACCCUCCCAGCGCCCCGGCUGUUCCAAUCAUCGGCUCAACAUGCGUCAGUGAAGACUCCCGACGCGGGCAAAGCUCCAACGCCGGAGCGAACAGAAGCGCCACCCUCGCAGAAGACGGAGAUCUCCAUGCAAGAGUACCACGAGAAAGCGGACGAGUUUCUUGAUGCACUGGUGGCAACGCUGGAGAAGAGGCAAGAGAGCAAGGGCGAUCUGGAUGUCGAAUACAGUGCUGGCGUCUUGAGUAUUGACAUGGGCGAGAAGGGGACGUAUGUCAUCAACAAACAGCCUCCGAACAAGCAGAUCUGGCUGUCUUCACCCAUCUCAGGCCCGAAGCGUUAUGACUGGGUCCUUUACUCAGAGGGACAGGACCAGAAGGAGGGCAGCGGCGUCGGCGACUGGGUGUACCUCCGGGACGGGACAAGCUUGACGCAGCUUCUUAAGAAGGAGAUUGGCGUAGAUCCCACUCUCGAUGCCGACACAGAAAUUUGACGUUCAGUAGCUUUGUAGGGCGCGCAUUGGGAAUCUCUUUGUUCAUACUGUAUUAAUUUCGAACUGCUCGCGUGCCAGCGAAAAUCUGACCGGAAAGGUCAUGCGCGACCCGCGAUUUGGGGUGCCGCAACUGUGCAAAUAGUAUCUUAUACCAAAUGACAAAUCUCGACGGAUGGGUAAAAAAAUGAAGUCAACCUCGUAGCUACCGGUCUCUUCUGCUGCCACUCCUUGAUAAAAA
Verruconis gallopava is the source of this 961-nucleotide messenger RNA. Its product is annotated as iron donor protein CyaY. The transcript is spliced from 2 exons. Gene Ontology annotation, biological process: iron incorporation into metallo-sulfur cluster; intracellular iron ion homeostasis. The record is from RefSeq and is a predicted model, not a curated record. NCBI's taxonomy places the organism in Eukaryota, Fungi, Ascomycota, Dothideomycetes, Venturiales, Sympoventuriaceae. The coding region runs from base 97 to 723 and encodes 208 amino acids. Gene Ontology annotation, molecular function: iron chaperone activity; ferrous iron binding; ferric iron binding. Gene Ontology annotation, cellular component: mitochondrion.